Molecule: messenger RNA, 4460 nt
Organism: Hyposmocoma kahamanoa
Lineage: Eukaryota; Metazoa; Arthropoda; Insecta; Lepidoptera; Cosmopterigidae
Product: centrosomal protein of 104 kDa
Exons: 20
Coding region: 212-3742 (1176 amino acids)
Cellular component (GO): cilium
Source: RefSeq, a predicted model, not a curated record
ACCUCGCUUUUUAUGUGAUUUAUUUACAAGGAUGUAAUCGCUGUGUUAAAAGUAAAAAAAAUACCAAAAAAAAGGAAAAUUAUUUUAACGAAAAAAAAAUUUCUUUCAUUUGCAAAAUCCAGAUUUUUAUUUGUCGUUAGGUGUUCUAGAUAAGCAAAAAAAAUGGGGAUUUGUGAAAAUGUGAUUUUGAUAAUCGAUAGGUAGUUCAAGAAUGCCGAAGAGAAUCUCUUUCCAUGUCGUUUACGCAACAAGCGAAGACUCCUCGUAUCCAGCAUGCGAGCUGAAUGCUCAAGGACCGGCGGCGCGGGGCUGGCGCAGCUCGGGUGCUCCACCCCACGAGCUUUUGCUACGGUUGACCACCCUCACAAGUGUACACAAACUGCAGUUGUUAGCCCACCAUCAGCUUAUACCGGAGUCAGUAGAAGUCCUGGUAUCUGGAGGGUUGGUCUCCGAAGGCGCUGCCACACCUUGCGGGGCGACGUAUACAAGCGUAGGCCGCGUGACCCUGGCCAAUCCUGCGCCUCAAGCCAGGACAAGAGAGUUAAGAUCGGCAGCUCUUCCGGAACCGACAGUGGCGCGCUUUGUGAAAUUACGUCUCUCAGGACCACAUCCACCUGCAGGCAAUGACGAUCAGGUAGCCUUAAUGGCAGUGAACGUGUUAGGCGUGGAGGUAGGAGAAGCAGACAAGGUAUCACCGGUGGCAGAAAAAGAGUUAACAUAUUCACCAUACGACGAUCUAGCGUUUGUCAUGUACGUCGACAACGAGAUUGCUGGCCUAGUCAGGAGUUUGGAUGAGAAGAAGAGAUCUGCUGUUCGUGAGGAACGUUUUGAAUACGCCCGACGUCUCAAAUCAGCUGGCUCAGCAUUAGCAGCAGCUGGGAUCCGCAUCGGACGAUGGAGGCUUCGCAAGAGAACCGCUGCAGCGAGAGACGAUUUCGAGCUGGCCAGGAGAAUGAGGGACAGGAUUGCCGAUGCGCUGGUUAGCGUCAAGGAAGAUUCGGAGUUGUGUCGCUUAUUUGAAACAGAUGGGCCUAACCGACGCAACGACUCCUCCAUGCAUCAAGAAUAUGAUUUCUCCCACCACCUGUCACCAUCCGUCGCAGCCAUGUCACUUAGCCUAGAUAUCCCGUCCCCCGUCCCACCAGUGGGACGGGACAAUCAGCAGUAUGAGAAUGAGGAGGAAGUCGAUAAUGUCCAAGGGUCACCCGUCCAAGUCUACGAAGAAGAAGUACAACACCAUGCCGAGACACGAAACCAUGAUUACCAGCCGAGCCAAGACGUAAUACAAGAACAAAAAGACGCGCAGAAGAAACUAGAAGAGUACAAAAUGAUGGAGGAACAUAGGAAAGAGGAGUUUCUAAAAGAAGAACAACGGAAGGAAGAAAUGAGAAGAACGGAAAUAUUAGAUGAACAGAGAAAAUUAGAAGACAAAAGAAAAGUAGAUGAUGAAGAAUUUAGGAAAGAGACUGAUAGUCCGCGGAGGAGUAUUACACCUAAUGCUGCCAAUGGAACAUUAGUAAGAAGAAGAAACAAAAGUGCAGGCCCAAGAUCUACGUUUGAAGCUUACGAAGAAAGGCUAUUACCAGCACUUAGGCAUUCCCACACUAACGAAUAUCUUCGGGAAGCGAAAGAAGAAGAGUGCAGUGCAGGUAGCGCGUCGUCGCACCCUCGCCUGCCGCAUAAGCUUAAUGAGCGAGAGAGGAAGCAGGCGGCACUGCCGAUACUUAUAUUUGGAUAUCCUCUUGUAGAAAAAUUCUACUCCAAAAACUAUCUAGACAAAGAAGAAGGCUUGGCCCGCCUUCGAGCAGAAUUGACAACCCCUUCUAACGGUAGCACUAAGACUUCACCGAACAAGACCGCGAGGGCAGCUGCACUGUUGCUGCAGAGAGCUCUGAGAGAUAAGGUCUUCUCGGUGUACAGCCAGGCUAAUGAGGGUGUCAGAGUGUUAUUCCAACAGUUUGUACCUGAUCGGGUUUGUGCAGCAGAAGUGCAGCGUUGCCUGGAAAAGCUGCUACCAGAACUGCUGCGGGCCUGUGGAGACCCUGCUCCCAGGGUGCAUUCCACUGCACAACACACAGUGCUUACUAUAGCUGAUUGCCCGCAAGUUAAGGCCAUCCACUAUAUCCCUCAGCAGCUGGUGAGGCCGGUCCCCGCCAGCAUGCAUCCGAGAAUGGCUCUCAGUCGUCUGCAAAUGCUGGAACAGCUCAUUCUCAGUCAUGGCAUCUUGACUGAAAAGAAUAGCGGCCUAACUGUCCGUCGCCUAGCAGAAUGCGGAGCCGCCGGUGCUCAACAUGCAGCAGGCUCCGUCAGGGCAGCCGCUGAGCGAAUCCUUCUCGCCGCUUACGCAAGGUCCCCAAGAGUAGUUCGGGCCCAACUUCCUCCUGAUGACGCUGUUACUAGACGGAAUUUAAUCUAUCGACAUCUGUUUCAACAGUUUGAUAGGAUUGACAUGCAGAAAAUGCUAAACCAAGCCCCUACCGAGGAGCAACUCUUAAACGGGCAUCAAUCAAUGGCGGAUUCCACAACUGAAACCACCAGCAUGAGUCAAUCAAUACGCAGCGGUAUUAGCGGCAUGACAUCAUCGCUCAUGACGUCAUCCUUAAUGACGUCAUCCUUGGGGGCUACAUCGUCGUACAGCCUAAAAUCAAUGACGUCAAGCGUCAGUGGGGUUACCCUUGCACCUUCAAGCUUAGGAAGCUACAGUACGACAACAUCUAAAACGAAAAGCAGUCUGAAAAAAAGUCCUACGAAAAGAUAUACACCCAGCAGGGCUAUUAAGGACUUUUCGAAUUAUCCGGGUUAUAAUAAGUUGAGAUUGGAUAGUGCUGUUAGUCCAAAACAUUCACCAAGGUCCAGUACGGGUGGUGUUGAAAAGGUCCAUUUCCAAGAGAACCAGACGGAAGAAGUAGUCUAUCGCCGUGCCAACCGCAUUCCAGAAAACCGUCAUUCCAUGAUUCACUACGAUCACGAAUCGUCGAAACCUCAACUAAAAGAACGUCCAAUCACAGUCUACGAACCUUUGCACUUGGAUUACCGAGAUUCUCCAACUUUGGGAUCUCCAAAAGCUUCAAGAAACGACGUCCGAAGUAUGGAUUCUCUACCAAUGGAUUCACCAAGACAUGAACUGCGAUGUGAUUCGGACAGAAGUUUGGACUCGCCGAAAGUGAAGGACUAUUUUCGAGAAUCGGCUUUGGAAAGUCCGAAAUUGGUUGCUGGUUUGCGGAAUUUACAUUUGGAUGAAAGUAGUCAGAUGGAUGAAAGCGGGUAUUACAGUCCUGGUCGAAAGCAGCAGAUGUCGUUGAACGAACAUCAGCUCUUUGAGAGCUACGAACCCAGUGCUGCGGACGCCAGCUGUGAUUCUACCCCAGAACCUGCUGUCUGCAGUACAUCAUGUACGUGGUGCGGGCGCCGCGUGCGGUCUGACACUUUAGAAAGUCACUACUGGAAACGAUGUGUGCUACUGGCCAGGUGUCCGCAUUGCCGCGUUGCUCUUGAGGCUAGAGUGCUGCAUACACAUCUACUGGAAGAGUGUUCAAUUAGUGAGGGCUCCUGGAAGCCGUGUCACAAGUGUGGAGCUGCUUUAAGAACCGACGAAAGUGAUUACCACGUCAACUGUAUACCGUUGGGCAUGGACGAGUGGAAAUGCCCGUACUGUCUAAACAACGUGCUGGCACGAGAUCUACCGUGGCAGCGCCAUCUUAUGCAGUGCCCCAGGAACCCAAGGCUCGUACAGAACACGUAGGCGUGAUGCUGACUGACAAAUGUGCGUUUGGCAAGAUCUUUUCUGUCUGGUUGAAUUAUAAAGAUUCAUAAUGUGACCGUAUAAUACCGACGGAAAUACAUGAAACAAUUUGCAAGCGUUAUUUUCAAAUUGAACUCGAAAAGUAGACUACGAAUUUAAACUUUGACUUAUGUGAUCGUCGCCAUACGUAUAAUUUGUUAUUCAACGUCAAGCUUUUUAAGUAUAGGGUAUGUAUGUAGGAAUGUAUGGAAUUGUAUGUGGUUUGAGAUGUGAUUAUUCGGAGAUUAAUUGCUUCGCGCUAAUUUAUUUCCAUACAUAUUUAUGUACCUAACUGUAACUUAACCAGAGAACAAAAAGUAACAAGAUUGGACACUCUCCGCCCCUACCUAGCUAGAUACCGCAACACGCCCCGCUCACUGACGGUCACAUUGACUGAACGGCUAAAAGGCUGUCGGUGAGCCGUUUUAUGAGACGCUAAGACGCCUUUGAUAUUUGAAUAUAGUUUUCAUUCAUUCAUUACGAAACUUGUACGUAUGCGUACGUAUUAUAAUACAGAUUUAUUAUAUCAUUAUAAUGAGAUGUAAAUCAUUAGACAAGGGUUUCUCGAAUUUUCAAUUUAUAUUGCCGAUAAAUAUGUAGUGAAUAUAAUUAUUAACUAGGUAAUAAUAAAGUUGCACACGCAAUUUCAAAUACCUUGGUUACCUUAUUUAAAAUUACC